Messenger RNA from Rotaria sp. Silwood1, 2346 nucleotides. The record is from the annotation of a GenBank genome assembly. Lineage: Eukaryota; Metazoa; Rotifera; Eurotatoria; Philodinida; Philodinidae.
AUGAAUUAUAAAACUGCUUGUGAAUUAUUAAAACUUCCACGUGAUUGUCAUUGUCAACGUACACGUGGUGUACCAAUAUCAUCAUUAAAUGAAACACGUUUACGAUGUCGUCAAUUUACUAAAAUAACUACUGAUUAUCAUUGGUCUAUUGUACCAUAUGAUCGUUUAGCAUUUGAAACUCCGAAUGAUAAUUUAACAUUAUAUCGUUUAGCAUUUGCUGAUAUUCGAGCACGAACAUUACGUUUUAAUGUUCAAAAUCUUUUUUUAAAUGAUCAUGCAUUUGAAAAUGCUUAUAUUGGUCAAUUAGCUAUUUCACAUACAGAUAAUGAUGGUUUAAUAAAUUUUGAAUUAAAUGGACAAAUAUUUUAUGGUACAACAAUAACAAAUAUAUAUAUAAAAUCAAUUGAUUUUCAAACACAAAUAUCUGAAAUAAUAUUAUCAAAUGCAAGAGUUUAUAGAUUUUUAAUUGAAUCAUCAAAAUUUUAUGGUUUUACAAAUAAAAAAUUUAUAAUUAAUCAACAAAAUGAAACAAAUUCUAAAAAUAAUAAUCAAUAUGAUAAUUUUCUUGAAUAUGAUACUAUAUUAACAACAAAUUCAUUAUAUUUAACAAGUAGUCAAUCAUCACCAUUAAAAAUUCAUCGAAUGAAAAAUAAGAGAAUUAUACGUCAAAUAUUCGAAACAAAUGAUGAUAAUUCAUCAUUACCUGAAGAAACUGUUAUGGUUAACAUAACAUCAAGUCCUCGUCCAGCUUUUGUAACAAUUUAUACAAUUCUAUCAAGUAUUAAUACCACAAAUUUAACAGAAAAUUUUUUUCCAAAUAAUUUAGAAUAUCGUCAAACAAAUGAAAUUGAAUUAAGUCAUAAUUAUAUUUAUUCAAUAGAUGCAUAUGCUUUUCGUCAUUUACAAUUCUUUGAAGGACGAUUAAUAUUAACUUAUAAUCAUAUUCAAUAUAUAUCUCCAUAUGCAUUUACUUAUUUAUAUUCAUUAAAAAAUUUAUCAUUAGCUAAUAAUUAUAUUCAAAAUUUAUCAUUAAUACAUUUUGAAAAUUUAAAUAAAUUAUAUGAAAUUGAUUUAAGUUUUAAUCAAAUAUAUGAUUUACGUAAUAAUAUAUUUCAAUAUUUAUAUAAUUUACAUAUAUUACAUUUAAAUAAUAAUCCAUUAAAAUUUAUUGAUUCAAAUGUAUUUACAAAUUUAAUUCAUUUAAAAGAACUUCAUUUACAAGGUAUACCAUUAAUUCAAUUAAUUGAUCCACAAUAUUCACAUUGGAUUUGGAAUUUAGCAAGUUUACAUGUAAAUUAUGUACCCAAUACGAAAAAUAAUCGUAUGUUCUCAAUAAGAACAUUUAUGUUAUUACAUUUAGCUAAACAAAUUAAACAUGUUGUUUAUUGCCUGUGUCAUAAUUUUGCAUUGAGUGAUUUUACAUUUUGUUUAUUAUCACGUUUUAAUGGAACAUUUUUUCAUGUAAAUCGUCAUCUUUUAUGUCCAUGUAAUGUUUAUUAUUUAUCGUUUAAUUCUGAUAUAUAUUAUAAUAUCACAUAUUCAACAGUAAAAUAUUAUACAAAUUAUUUACGUAUUACACCAAUAUGUAUUCUAAAUAAAACUAUAUCUAAUAUUGAACAAUAUCAAUAUGAUAAUGAACAAAUACAAUAUUCAAAUAAUAAUACAAAUUUUAUUUUUCGUAGUGGAGAAGAUAAAUGUAAUUAUAAAUUAAUGUUUCUUGAUUGUGAUGCUAUGACAACAACAACGACAACGACAACAACAAUUAUAACUACUACUUCAAUAGAAAUGACAACUCUGUUAGAAAUGACAUAUACUGCAGAAAGUCUUCUUCAUACAACACCAGAUAUUCCAAUAUCAACAUCAACACCAUGGUAUUUUAAAUAUACGAAACCACCUAAAUCAGUAAAUAAUGCAAAAAAAUUAUUUACUGUACUUGGUACAUUAAUAGCAAUAACACUUGGUGCAAUUAUUCUUGUUAUUUGUUGGUAUCGUCUUAAAACAAUAUAUACACGAAAAGAAAAAAGAAAAAAGACAAUUGAACAACAAAGAAAUUUUAAUUUACCACCAAAAAAUAAUAAUAAUGCUCUUUUAACGGCACCACGUUAUGCAUCAUCGGAUAUGUUAAGUAGUGUAUAUAGUACACAGUUAGCCGGCAAUACAAGUCAAUCACAAACAUUGAUUGCACCAGCAUCACCACCAUCAAUUGUUUAUAAAAAUGUCGAUGCUAUAACUAAUGAUGCAAUUCAAAAUUAUAUUGAUGAAGAAAAUCAACAGCAACAACAACAGCAACAGAAAAAUUUAACAAAUGAUAAUACAACAGAAAUACAAGCAACCACUCAAUGUUAA